AUGGUGCAAGGUGGGCGUGUCCAGGACGCUGAUGUAAACACAAAAUACGCCUCAUCCCCCGUCGGAUAAGUCACAGUGAAGCGAAUUGGCGAGAUUAACCCAAAUAGCCUCGGUCGGUCGGGGAAAACGCUCCGUGUCCGUCGUGUGUAAUAUGCGUUAAGGCGCGGACAGGCGACGCCAUGGACUUCUACAUCAAUCUGAAGGUGAAUUUCAGGGGAAAUUCCAAAAAUUUCCUCCUGUCGGGAUCCGAGACCAAGAGCUGGGAGUCGAUGGAGGCCAUGGUGAAGCGCUCCUUUGGCCUGUGCAGUCUCCAGCUGACCUAUUUUGAUGAGGAGAACGAGGAGGUGUCCAUUAACAGCCAAGUGGAGUAUGAGGAGGCAUUAAAGAGUGCAGCAAGGCAGGGGAACCGACUGCACAUGAACGUGUACGAGACUCGGGGUCAGCCAGCAAGAGUCCCCACCACUAAAGUAAGCGGAACAGAGCCCAAGAGGGGCUUCAGACCUCCACAGCACUGCCCCGCUCUGGCCCAGGUGGUCAGCCGGAAAGUCCAGGCUGCAGUGCCAGAACAGGGCAUGGUGAUCCUGAAAGAAGUAAAGGGAACCAAAGAAGAGGACAAGACUCCUCCAGCCUGGUUCACCUCUUACAUGGAGAAGUUUAAGGACCAGGUGGUUCGCGAGGCGGUGGAGAAGAUCUGCCGGGAGUUCUCUGGACAGUGCUGCAUCCACAAGCCCCUGGGAGGAGCAGGAGGAGGAGCGGGAGGAGGAGGGGGAGGCAGAGGGGAGGCAGCAGCAGUAGGAGGAGCGGAGGCCCAGCAGGUCCCCGAGGUUUCCUCCUCCACCCUGCCUGGAGCUCCAUCCUGCUCCACUCCUCCCUGCUCCUCCUGCAGGGGGCAGACCACCGGAGGAGGCUACCAGUGCAGUGUGUGUACCUCCUGUACUCUGUGCGAACCCUGCAGUUUCUCUCACGAUCCCAGUCACAACCUGGUGAGAGCCAGGACUCCUCUGUCUAUCCCGGAGCACGGAUCGCCCGCCCCAGACCACAGCAGGUUCUACAGGCGAGGGGACCGCAGUUUCCGGAAGGCGGAGAAGCAGCGUCUGAAAGCAGAGAAGCGCCUGCUGAAGGCAGAGGUCAAAGAGAUCCGGAAACAGCUGAGGAUGGAGAGGCGGGGCAUACAGUGGAGUUCCUCCCACAGAGAUGGAAGCUCCUCCCCUGUCCUUUUGCAGCCUCGAGCCACCCAGCACAGCAGCCCUGAGCGUCCAAAGCGACCUUGUCCCCUGGUGGUUCCAGCCAUGACAGCUGCAUUUCUGGAUGAGAACCUUCCUGAUGGAACCCGACUGCGUCCGGGGACCAAGUUUAUCAAGUACUGGAAGAUGAGGAACACUGGAACAAUCAGCUGGAGUGCUGAUACUAAGCUGAAGUUCAUGUGGGGAAACCUGGCGGUGGGAUCUGGGGACCGUUGGAGAGAAGUGUCUGUUCCCUUCCUCCAGCCAGGACAGGUUGGUAUAGUGAGCGUAGCGCUGUGUGCUCCCACUGUGGAGGGCUCCUACACCUCCCACUGGCGUCUGGCCCACGCCGGAGAGCAGUUUGGACCCAGGGUCUGGUGCAGCAUUGUGGUCGAUCCUCUGGCCCCAGCACCAAUGAUGGCUGAUGGGAUACUAGUGUCACCCUGUGUCACACCGCAGGGUAAGAACCCAGUGGCAAAGGAUGGAAAAGCCUGUGCGACUUCUAGGGAGCAACCAUUAAUGUCAGUGGACCAAGAAGAAUACUACAUCCCCUCUGUGGACCUGCUCACUGCACAGGAUCUCCUGUCCUUUGAGCUGUUGGACAUCAACAUCGUCCAAGAGUUGGAGAGUGUCCCAAACAACACCCCUGCUGACAUGACCCCUUGCAUGUCCCCUCUGCCUCAAGAUGGCCACCUGCAGGACAAGAGCAGUCCCUCUUUGGGUCUCAUCCAGGAAGAGACUGAGGUUAUCAACAGCAUCAUGGACGUUCCUCAUGGGGCGGGAUCAGGAGCAGAAGGGGGCGGAGUCCCCGCUCAGGAAGAAGGGGAGGAUGACAUCAGUGGGACUCAGUUUGUUUGCGAGACUGUGAUUCGCUCAAUGACCCUGGAGGAGGCCCCUGACCACACCCCUCUGAGAGGGUCCCGCCCAGGAACAGGUAAAGUGGUGCGUCCGGCUGCUCAGGGCGGCUCCUCCUCCUCCUCCUCCUCUUCCUCCUCCUCCUCCUCCUGUGUGAAGAGUAAAACAGUGAACAUAGAGGAGAGCCCAGAUAGCAGCCCCAGCAGCUCUAAAAACUCCCUGAAACCACCGGCUACCCUGAAAGCUUCACUCCCUCCCCCGCUGAAAGCCUCUCUGCCUGCUCCCCUGUCUGUGGCCCCGAUCGCCGGGCCCGGCCCUAGCUCAGCACCGACCCCGCUUCACGCUCCGCCCAGGGCCUCCACGCUGCAGGAGCACGCAACCACAGAUGAAAGUGAAGAAUCCAAUAUGGAGAGAGAGAAGAAGCCAGAGGAGGACAAGGAGAAAGAGGGAGAGGAGAAGAGAGAAGGGGUGAGGAGUCGCUCCUCCUCCACCUCCUCUGAGGAUUACAUCAUCAUCCUCCCUGACUGCUUUGACACCAGUCGGCCACUGGGGGAGUCCAUGUACAGCUCUGCUCUGUCCCAGCCUGGAGACAUCCCAGCGAAGACCCCCACAGACCCAGAAACAUCAUCUCUUGACCACUCGGGCAGUUGCACCCCAGAGGGGGAGCUGGGCGAGGCAGAUGAAGCCGCGGCAGCUCCAGAGACGGGGGUGUCAGGCACCAGCAGCGCCAACGACAUGCUGUGUACGUCUCAGACACUUGACGAUGAGCCGCUGACGCCUGAAGUGGUGGCACCGCCCACAGCCGUCAUCACACCCAGUCCAGAGAGCAGUGGAGAAACAGAUGUUGACCCUGCUGCUGCCGGGGAAGGAGCAGACGGCUCUGAACUGUACCAAACUGAGGAUGCCUCUGGUCCUGAACCAACUCAGACAGAUGAGACCGAAGCUACUGAAGACACUGAGGACAACCCUGAUGACCCCAGGCACCCAGGCAUCACCAGCGGCCUGAUGAAAGGAGCUCUGUCAGUAGCUGCUUCUGCCUACAAAGCCCUGUUCACUGGACAAGGCCCCACACAGCCUCCUGUGGACGCGUCCACCCAGGACACCAUGAUGGCCGUGCUGGUGGAGAUGGGUUUCGGGGACCGGCCACUGAACCAGCGGCUGCUGAACAAAUACAACUACAAUCUGCUGGAUGUGGUCAACGAGCUCGUACAGAUGACCGACAAUGACUGGUACUCAACACGCUACUGAUGGGAGAGAGAGGAAGAAGUGAAGGAAGAGGGAAAAAGGAGAGAGAAGGAGAUGAAACACAAGAAGAUAUGUUUAAAGAAAGAAGAGGAGGACAGCCUGAAAGAGAUAAAUUAAUUUCUGCUCAUCUGCCUUUUUACCUUCCUCCCUCUGCACUCUGAUAGGUCCAGUAGGAUGGAAAUGAAUCUUCUCUUUGACCAUACAAGGAGACAUUCCAUCAAACUCUCUGGGACUAGACUAUCAAACACCCACUGUCUGUAGUAUUACUUUAAGCUUUGGCCUUGAUCUUGCAUAAGAAGUUAAGAGAGAUUAAGAAAGACACACCCUCCUAAAUGAGCUAUGUGUAGCAUUUAGCAUUUGCCCUACAUUAAGACCACAUAUCCCAUGAGCCUCACUGCAGCCUGCAAAGAGGGCAUUGCUACAUUUGUUUUGAAAGGUAAGGAGAUAUAUAAAAGUAACCGCAAAUACAUUUUUAAUGUGGCACAGUAUGUCAGUGUGAAGUUGUGUUCCUUUCAAAUACAAAAAAAUUCUACUUCCACGCUGUAAUCUAACAGAUUUUACAGUGAAUGUCAGAUGCAGCUUAGUAGCUAGCAGAUGUACCCACAUCAAAAUAGGUUUUUGACUUCUUAGCGUUAAAAUGCUACACAUAGCACCCUCUUGUUUGCCCUUUAGCGGGACAGUGGUGAAGUACAAAGCAGAUAGUUAUAGAAGAUAAUAUCAAGUAUCCACAUCUGCACUGAAAACAGUAGUGAGGAGAUCCACAUCACAGGUCACUGUGGUACCGAACCAUUUAAUCAGACCGUGUGUUCACAUGCUAGUCACAGACUGAAAAUCCACAGUGAAUAUAUGGUGUGCUUUUGCCAAUCACCUACCGGCUCAGAGCACUGAUGUACUUGCUUUUAACUCCAUCUUUGUGUGAGUGUGAUGGUUCCUUUGGAGCGUCAUGAGCAGGAUGGUCAGAGUCACAGUGAACAAACAAUAACAAAGAUGUAGUUCUAUGAACAGAAGCAAAUAGAGCUUGUUGUUGCUUUUUCUUUCAUCAUGUCAAAACUCAGUAAAUAUAUAUAGUGUUGCUAUGUUAGGUUAUGUUUACACUGUGCAAAAUACACAUUUUGAAAGAUUUUCCUGCUUUGGCCAAGGAGAAAUUGGACCUAAUCUGCCAUAGAGUUCUGCCAGUCUGAAUCAGGUAAUAAAUGGCCUGGGUGGCAGAACUGUAGGCCCACUUAAGAGAGGGUUUAAGUCAUUUGUUACAGAAAGCUUCGGGUUGGUUCAUUAAAAUCAUUUUCAAAUGUAAUUCAUUAAUCCUAGGUAAGAUUUUCCUAAGAAAAUAAAAAUCCCUCUCAAUCAUCACUGACCUGCUAGAAUUGUGUGGUGGUGUCUGUAUCUGCAGAGACCCUGCAGCCCUCUGCCUGUUGCUGGGUGUUUUUGGGUGUCAACCUUUUGGUAAUGCACAGGGUCUGAAGUCGGGACUCUAUAAAAGGCACAGCAGACAGUCCAGCUUCUGCAAAAAACCCAGCAGUGCGCACCUUCUGCAGGAUUGUGCGAGGGUGCUUUAGAACGUAACUGCUGUGAAACAAUCAUCUAACAUCUAACCCUAACAUCUACUUAUAGCCCAUGGGUCAAUUUAAAGUCUUAUGGCGUAUUGCGUUGUUAUGAAUAUGAAUUGUUGCUGACCAAUGAGCAGGACUGUCCUGAGACAAUAUUAGGUGUUUUGUAUUAAUUAUGAAUGAAUGUGAUCCUAAGUAGUAAGAAAAUACCUUAAUUUGUUACGUUUUUAUGUCACUGGAUUAGCUAAAAGCAGCCAUUCCCAUUCCAUCAUUACCAUAAUUGAUCUUUCAACAGUUUCUGAAUAGAUAGUGGAAAAUCCACUUACUCAUGUUACAUAUUAAUUUGGUGAUAUAGAAUUACAUUCACUCCUGUUCAAAGUGUGAAAAAUUGUGCUUGUGUUGGAGCCACUUGUCUACACAUUAAUGUUGGUAAAAGCAAGUAUAUCAUGAACCUUACAGCUUGAUACCAAGUGAUCUGCACUCAUUGAGGUUCAAGUAUCUUGAAACAUGGCAUGACUGCAUUAUUAUUAUAGUUAUUGUUUUAUAACUUAUGUCCAUAUCACUGGAGUAUUUACAGCGUUUCCACACACCGCUGUCUGAUAAACUGCUGUGGAUGAGUAGAUAACUACUGACAGCAGGAAAACAUUCCCCUAUAAACUUUGGAGAUAAUGUUUGCACUUAAAGCUCAGGGGACACAGGGACCAUUCCUUCAACAUGUACUUUUUUUAAAAUACAGACUAUUUCUUCUUUCACACAUUGUUGUCCUGACUUUCAGGCAUCUUCUCUGGACAUGUUUGUUGUGUUGAACAUGUUAGCUGGCUUUCACAAUAAAGAUUCUCUGUGUUCCCUCAACUUCCUGGUCAGAAUAAAGGUCUCAGUAUGCUUCAAUCGACGUAGUGUGUAGUACUCUGUUACAAAGACUGUUGGACUCCGGUUCUGUCAUUAGAAAGAUGUUAGACACAUUUUGAUUGCUUUCAUCAUAUCUGGUUCAUUUUAAACAAACUGUAGUGUAAUUGCCUUGUUAGAUUUUCUUUUUUAUGGCCAGUGCGAAGAUAGAUGGCAAUGAACUCUCGCGCCCCCUGGUGGCUGGUUGCAGUAUGGGUCAUGUUAACAGAUUGGACAUGGGCGUGUCGUCCAUCCUUAUAGUCUCAGUCUGGUUCUAGGCCAACUGUGGUGCGGUCUACACAUUACCAUGUGUAGGUCUACGCAAAAACGCAUGUACUUCAGCAUGUAAGUUUAGGGGUUUUCUGUGAUACAUGAGACAAUGAAAAUACGUUAAACUGGUGUUCUGAGGGCCCAUCUUAUUAGUUUCCUUUGGGAGUUCCUUAUUAAGGAUCUAGCAACCUCAGAUGAUCCAAUAAACUCUUAGUUUGAAGCAUACUGAGGACUUAAGGAGAAAAUUAAGACUUUCCUAACAUUGUGAUCAGUCGUUCUCACCACACGUGACACAGAUCUCUGUAUUUAGUUGAAUUAGAUGGGAAAAUUUAAGGAUUUCAAAUGUGAUAUAGCUAAGUUGAGUUGAAUCCCUUCAGCAAAGCUCGUAUGUGUUCAUAUCAUUUUGUUCCCCUGUUAUCUGUUUUGUGCUUCUUCAAAGUGGUCAGGUGUGGGGAUACUCCUGAAGGAUGUGUAAGAGUAUGUACAUUAACAGUGAGGUCAUUCCAAACUUAAACUGGAAAAAAACAGUGUGUAACAAUGUGAAAAUGUGUUUUAUUCCUUUCACAAAUGUAUGAAUAUAUACAGAACCUCCUAGUUGGAAGCAAUGACUAUCAGUUGACCUCAUUAGUUUAAGUUAAGAUUGUUUAAAGGUGUUUUUGCUUCGAAUGCUUGAAAGCUGUUUGGAAAUGUAAAAAAAAAGAGCUGUGGAUGUUGUAUUUUUAGGCUUAUUGUGUGGUGGUUAAAUUUGCUCUGCUGUAUGUGUGUGUUAGUGUUUUUCUUUGUAAAAAAAUAAAUUACCAGAUUGGUUGAAGACUUAAAGGACUGAGGGUUAGAGUCGAAGAAAUUAUUUAAUAAAACAGCACUUGUAGGAUUAUGAUUUAUUUUGUGCAUACAAUACAUAAAUCAGUAGUCCAAAAAAACCUUUAGCACAGAGAUGCUAAUUCUUUAUUUUAUUUAUUUAGUUAUUUUUGACAAAGCCAAAUAAAGUAAAAUCAAAAUAUCAUCAAAUCAAAAUCAAAUAAAAUCUCUGGACAAAAGGUAAAAAGAAUAGUUUUGGAAAACAUACCAAUUAGUUUUCUUGCCAAAAUUUAGAUAAGAAGAUUGAUACCACUCUAUUUGUACACUAAAUAUGAAAUUACCACAGCUGUUAGCUUAGUUUACCUUAAAGUUUGGAAACCAGGGGAAACGGCUAUCCCAGCUCUGCUUUACACUUCGGUUUUUGUAAUGAUUAAACAAACAAUAAAAUGUGUUUAUUAUUGACCUUUAGAGGUGCUGGUAGGUGUAUUAUUAAAACUUUGACAGACCCAGGCUGGCCUUUUUCCCCAUCCUUCAAUUUUUUGUGCUAAAGCUAACUGGCUGUGGCUUUAUGUUUACUGCACAAAAGACUGAAUAUUUCCCAUAAUGUUGGUGCUAUUCCUUUAAGGUUUAGACAUCAGACGUUAGCUUUGAUACGGAGUGAUUUCCAUCUUUGCAGCUCAGCCAAAACCCAAAUACUCAAACUCCUGUUAAACUUGACCCAGUAGAGUUAUGUGGACAUGUGUUGAAGAUUUGAAUGAAAUAUUUUACACUCAGAAGCGCUAAUUUUACAAAACCAAAGUUAUCUGAAAUCAGACACAGCAUUAAAGUGUUAAGCUGCCAUAGAUAAUACAAGUGCAGGUUUAUACAAAGAGAUCACAACAGCCAAUGUUAUUUACAGGGUAAUAAAUAAUAAUGUUAAGGGACUGAAUUGCCAGCAAAAUUGUGAUAAAUGGUGUAGAAAUAUUUAAAAUGUUUAAGUUUUUGAAAAGGAAAUGGGGAAAUUUGACAAUGAAACAUACAUUUGUUUAUGUUCUUUAUGUAUUUUAUUUUUGGAGGUGUGCUUUGAGUUCAUCUCCAGCUACAUGUACACAGUUCUUGGGCUUCAUGUCAUGUAUUCCAGGGUUUCUUCUACAGGUUGAUGCAAUUUACUCAGCUGGAAUCUCACACAGUCCCUUUAAAGACAUCAAGUGUUCUGAAUCUCCCCCCCCCCCCAAACACACAGGUAAUUAUUGAAACCCUGCUGCACAUGUCUAAUAAGUCCUGCGUGAUGAAAAAGAUCCUGGCUGAAAUGUGCACUAGAUGAAGGUGAAGAGUUUCACAUCCUGUACUGUAUGUUAUUUUGCUUUAAAUUAACGUGUAAUGUGUUCCACGAGGGGAAAUAUUUUCAUAUUGGGUUGUGAAUACAAGUCUAAGUAUUUAAGGAGGAAGAGAAAAGCUGGAUUGUUUGAGCUUUUUUUCUGUGUUGCACUUUAUGAACAUGGUUAUGAUGUACAAAUUAAUCUGUCUCCAAUUAAAGUCAUUACACUCAU
Molecule: messenger RNA, 8352 nt
Organism: Morone saxatilis (striped sea-bass)
Lineage: Eukaryota; Metazoa; Chordata; Actinopteri; Moronidae
Gene: nbr1b
Product: NBR1 autophagy cargo receptor b
Exons: 23
Coding region: 180-3326 (1048 amino acids)
Biological process (GO): macroautophagy
Cellular component (GO): phagophore assembly site
Molecular function (GO): ubiquitin binding
Source: RefSeq, a predicted model, not a curated record